AAUGGGUGUUGUGUAUUAUCACAAUCAUAUCACAAAGCAAUUGUGCUAAACCUCAUCAUGGCUCUUCUCUCUUUUGGCUCUAUUCCUUCCCACUCACCAUAAAAGCAGACUUUGUAUCACCACUUCUCCAAACACUGAAACACACAGCAGCAAACCUAAAAUGGUUCCCCAAGUCAAAAUAUUCAUCAUCCUCCUCCUCCUUCUCUUUAAUAUUUCAGUAAUUUCAGCUGAUAAUAACUACAAGGAAGGCAAGGAACUAACUUACACCAGUGAUCAUAAGAUGAUUAGAGGAAGAAAACUGCUUGAGGAGCUUGAUGCAAUGUUGGAUUACCAGGAUCCAGGAGCCAAUCCUGGGCAUGAACCUCGUAAAGGAGGUGGUGGUGGUGGUGGUGGUAACAGAAGUGGUACUCCUUGAAUAACUAGCUUGAUGAUCAUCAUAACCUCAUUUGCAGCAGCAGAUGAGAAAGCUAGGCAAUCGAGAUGUCAUGUGUUUCUCAUAAAUGAGAUUAUAAUUAAUAGUAGGAGGUAUAUGUGGAACUGUGAAUACCAUCAAUGUAUGUUGUUAAAUGGAAUCUCAAUCAGAAUCUUAUUAUUGGAGCUAGCUAGGUAUGCAAAAGUAGCAAAACCUGAGGUUGUGAUAGUAGGUACUACUGUAUAUGCUUAUCUUGAUAUUUACAGAUAAGCAAAACAUUAAUGUUUUGUUGUUAUAUAAUUAGUGUCAUAUUGCAGCUGCACGA
Argentina anserina (silverweed cinquefoil) is the source of this 737-nucleotide messenger RNA. RefSeq lists its product as uncharacterized. NCBI's taxonomy places the organism in Eukaryota, Viridiplantae, Streptophyta, Magnoliopsida, Rosales, Rosaceae. The transcript is spliced from 3 exons. The coding region runs from base 161 to 415 and encodes 84 amino acids. The record is from RefSeq and is a predicted model, not a curated record.